This is a messenger RNA of Cetraspora pellucida, 150 nucleotides long. The record is from the annotation of a GenBank genome assembly. Lineage: Eukaryota; Fungi; Glomeromycota; Glomeromycetes; Diversisporales; Gigasporaceae.
AUGAAAAUACCAAAUAUGAAAAAAAACACCCAAAUUGUGCUCAAAGAUGCGUCUUCGGAUCUUCAAAGAGUAUGUGAAUUAAAGACGGGAAUGUCGAAGAAUUAUCAAGAAAUUCUAAAUGAUUUAAAUGAAUUACUUAAAUCCUCGCCA